GCCCAAGACAUGCGUCCCUACAGCACUGUUGAGAGUUGUGGCUUCAGGAACAUGUUAAACGUACUGGAACCAAGGUAUAAAGUCCCUAGUCGACCACAUAUUAGUGAGAAAGUAAUGCCAGCACUAUUUAAAUCUGUCCAAGAUCGGGUAAUUAAGCAACUGCAAAAUGAAGACAGCAUUGCUAUCACAACAGAUUCUUGGACUUCACGAGCAACUGAGAAUUAUGUAGCUGUAACAGCCCACUUUAUCAAUAAGGACUGGCAGGUCGAAAACUAUACCCUUGAAACGAAACAAUUUGGCAGUUCACACACAGCUGAAAACUUAGCCAUCGGACUACAAGGGACUGUGACACAGUGGCAGCUUGUGUGUAAUGGUAAGGGUCCUGCCAUUACGACUGAUAAUGCAAGUAAUAUUGUUCGGGCUGUCAAGGAAUCUGGCCUAGGUCAGCAUAUUGGAUGUUUUGCGCAUACCAUUAACUUAGCAACACAACGGGGCUUGAAAGUCUCACAAGUAGAUAGACUGUUGGGUAGGGUGCGACGUGUAGUUACGUACUUCCACAAAAGUACAUCAGCCGCAAGCUGUUUGAAGCUGAUUCAGUUGCGAUAAGGAAAACCUCAGCACAAACUGCUGAUGGAUGUGCGGACUAGGUGGAACUCCAGCUUUGACAUGUGCAGCUGCUAUCUUGAGCAGCAAGCACCUGUAUAUGCUGCCUUGGUAGAGAUGAAGAAAGUUAGUGAUGUAGCAACCCUUUCAGAGAGUGAUGUGCAGAACAUUGAAAACAUUGUUGAAGUCCUGAGACCCCUGAAGACAGUUACGACAAUGAUGUGUAGCCAGAAACAUCCGACUGUAUCACUCAUACAUCCGCUGAAAGAAAUGCUUCUUGGACAUCUCCAGAUCUCACCGUCUGAUAACUCAUUGGUGUCAGAUAUCAAGAAAGCAAUCAGCUCUGACCUCAAACCAAGGUACUCUGAUGCAAAUAUCCUGGAGUUCCUUCUGCAGACUUCAGCCCUUGAUCCACGGUUUAAGAGCCUACCCUACCUUGACUAUGAUUCCAGGCAAAAGAGUGAGGCACCUGAUGAGACGUCUCCCAGUGAGAAUCCGGUGGCUACUAUACCCACGCUGGAGGAAGGAGAACCCCCUUUGAAACUACAGAAAGAAGUCACCAGGACAUCAAAUGGUGGUGCACUAGCUGACUUGUUUGGUGACAUAUUUGUUGCUAGGGCAGAGCCCCCGAAAACAUCAAUUGAUAUGAUGACAGCUGAGCUGGUGUCCUACAAGGAAGAAGAUUGUCUCCCUUUGAACUCUGAAGACGGUUGUGAGGUCAGUGAUCCUCUGCGUUGGUGGAAGGAAAGGGAGGACAAGUAUCCUUUGCUGUCCAAACAUGCCAAAAGGCUACUUGGCAUACCCGCAACAAGCGUUGCAAGUGAAUGGGUAUUCUCCACUGCAGGUGAUGUUGUGACGGCACAGCGAGCAUGCUUGUCGGGUGAUCAAGUCGACAUGCUUGUUUUCCUUAAGCAAAACAUCAGCAUUCCGAAUGACCUAUUCUAAAGCGAGAAACAAUAUUGAUUGAACAAGUUGCGAGACUGACAGUGUUAACAAAUAGUUUGUUUAUGCUUACAACAUAAAUUUAUUUGUGUUUGUUAAUUUUGGAGUUGUUUUUUUUC
Molecule: messenger RNA, 1664 nt
Organism: Dreissena polymorpha
Lineage: Eukaryota; Metazoa; Mollusca; Bivalvia; Myida; Dreissenidae
Product: E3 SUMO-protein ligase ZBED1-like
Exons: 3
Coding region: 631-1548 (305 amino acids)
Molecular function (GO): protein dimerization activity
Source: RefSeq, a predicted model, not a curated record